UUUCGCAUGUGCCAACUUCCCGGAGCCGCGCCGGGCCCCCACCUGCAGCCUGGACGGGGCGCUGCCCCUGGGCGCGCAGAUACCCGCCCUGCACCGCCUGCUGGGGGCGCCGCUCAAGGGGAUCUUCCUGACCCAGGGAUCCAACCCUCAUCUCUUGUGUAUCCUGCAUUGGCAGGUGGAUUCUUUUACCACUGCUCCACCCGGGAAGGAAGCACCAGGAUAAUGUGUUAAGUAACCCCCACCUCAGUCCUUUCUGAUCUCCCCACUUUCAUGAUUUCCCACCUGAUCUACCUGAGGACUGCCAUAUCCCCUACAGGCAGGAUAGGGGGGCCCGGACACUGGGUUACCACUGUGCCUGGAGCCAGGACUCCCUGGGGCUGGCAUCUCUGCCAGGAAUGGUCAGAUGCACUGUGAUGUGCAUAUCCCAAAUAUAAACUGUGACCACAGCCCCAGAAUAGAAGGCCAGAGGAAGAAGGGCUGAGAAUACGGUAGGGGCAGGGACAUCAGAGAGCAGGGCUCCUCCUUGUAGGAACUGUCAACAACUGGUCCCUCCCCUAGUCCUGGAAGUGGUGCCCCAGGGGCACAGACAUGACUCAGGCCUGCUUCCACAGCUCACUAGAGGGGAGAGGUGGCCCCAAAACCCAGGCCUCCCCAUCCCAGGCUGUAGAGUAAAAAUAGGCUCACUGCUUCAUCCUCUGCACAGUUGUCCAGCAGGAGAACAGUUCACAGCCGAGUGACCUCUGCUCCCAUCCCCCCAACUCAGGGUACUGACCCCCUUCAACCCUGCAGACCCUGCCGGAUCCCUGGGAAAGGACAGAGGCCCAACCCGCUUUCUCUCUGGGGCUCCACCCCCCACACCCCAUUGGGCUGUGGCUAGCCUAUAGAGUUCCCCGCUGAGGGCUUCCUUUUUAAAUGUUCAGAGUUUUCAGGUCUGAGAAGGCCUUGCUCAUUUCCUCCCAGUCUAGGAGGAAGCUCCUGGCCACAGCCUCUGACUCAUCUCCUGGCCCUGGGGAGGUGGAGGGUGGGGGUGUGUCCGGGCAGUGCCUUGGGUCAUGUGUAGUGUCCCCAGGGGAUCUGUCUGGAGACAGGGGCCCCUGCCCCAAGGGAGAACCUAGCCCUCUGGCCCUGACCCAAAGCUGCCCAGUCCCACCCUCUUUGCUACCUUUUGCCCUUCUGGGCCUGCCUCUGGAGCCCCUCCCUGAUAUCCCAAGGCCCUGCCACAUCUGGGAUGGCACAGACUUCCUUCUCCCUGGGCUCCAGGCAGAGGGACCUGGGUUGUGCUCUGACCCUGAUGCGAAGGCCAAAGGGGCCCCCAUUCCAAGCAGCAGAGAUGGCCCUAGAAAUCUGUUCAUUCCCAGCAACUUUGUUUCCCCAGCUGUGGCUAAACAUUGCAGGGGAACAGGUGUGGUACUUGUUUCCUGUCCUUGCCCCUCCCUACUCCAGCCUCAGUUUACCCCUUAGGAGCAGCUGUGGCAAAGGGGCUAAAGUGUGAACCUGACCUUCUGGGACAGGGACCAUGUGGCAGUGUCCCAGAGGAUUCUUAAUAAGAUGGGGUGCUCUGGUGAUCAACUGAGCCCUUUGGAGAUCUCUUUGGGAGACUGUAGAAGAUUGUGAUGUGAGCAUGAGUCAUGGUCUCCCCCCAGCUUUCCCUGGGGCCAGCAUGUCCAAUUUGCUGUUCAUUCUGGGCUGCAGCCUGGUAAGGGACCCCAUGAUCUUGGUCCUGGCAGAAGUUGGCCCUGUUACCCCAGCAGGUACGAUGUGCGAGUGUUCAUUCGUGUUCCCUUGCCGGAACUGGGAGGACCAGUUUGGGGUAUUUGCACAGUUCAGAAAGCUGAGGGGCAUUCUCUAGCCCUUGGCAACCCCGCAGGCCCCAGCCCUCACUCCACCUCCUGCCCAGGAUUCCCUGGAGCAUUUCCAAAGUCCAUGAACCCAAGAUCAGUUCAGGGAGCCCUGGUCCCAUUCCUGAUUGUGCAACCUGGGGCAAAUUCACAGAAUUUCUGAGCCUUGGUUUCCUCACCUAUAGAAGGAUUAUCAGGAGAAUCAAGGCACCAGGCAGCCCAGUAUGUGGCACAGAGAAGGCAUAACAAAUGCGGGCUCCCACCCUCAAGGCCCAUUCAUGUCAUCUCAUUCAGGAAGCCAAAGUCCAAUUGGAGACCCAAGAUAAAAGGGAGGAAAGAAAAUUACAGCUCGAGGACUGUGCCCUGCAAGUGUCUCCAUCUGGAUAUUACCUGGACCCUGAGCUGUCCCUGGAAGAGCAGCGGGAGAUGUUGGAGGGCUUCUUUGAAGAGAUCAGCAAAGGGCGGAAGCCUACUCUGAUCCUGCGAACCCAGCUCUCCGUGAGGGUCAAUGCCAUCUUAGAAAAGUUGUAUGGCUCCAGUGGCCCUGAGCUCCGCCGCUCCCUCUUCUCACUAAAGCAGAUCUUCCAGGAGGACAAGGACCUGGUGCCUGAAUUCGUGCACUCUGAGGGGCUGAGUUGCCUGACCCGCGUGGGCGCCGCUGCUGACCACAACUACCAGACCUACAUCCUCCGAGCCCUAGGCCAGCUGAUGCUGUUUGUGGAUGGGAUGCUGGGGGUGGUGGCCCACACUGAGACCGUGCAGUGGCUGUACACGCUGUGUGCCAGCCUGUCCCGCUUGGUGGUGAAGACAGCCCUGAAACUGCUACUGGUGUUCGUGGAAUACUCUGAGAGCAACGCACCGCUGUUCAUCCGUGCAGUCAACUCUGUGGCCAGCACCACGGGUGCUCCUCCGUGGGCCAAUUUGGUGUCCAUCCUGGAGGAGAAGAACGGCACUGACCCCGAGCUGCUGGUGUACACUGUCACCCUCAUCAACAAGACUCUGGCAGCCCUCCCGGACCAGGACUCCUUCUACGACGUGACAGAUGCACUGGAGCAGCAGGGCAUGGAAGCACUGAUCCAGCACCACUUGGGCAAGGCGGGCACUGACGUCGACCUGCGAGCCCAACUUGUACUCUAUGAGAACGCCCUGCGGUUGGAGGAUGGAGACCUCGAAGAAGUCGUCACAGGUGGGCGGCGCACCACCCGCCGAAAACCUUCCUCAGAGGAGGGCAAGAGGAGCCGCCGAUCUCUGGAAGUGCGCUCCCCAGAGCCUGGCUCCACAGGCCCCGCCUCUCCGGUCGUCUCCACCUCCGCUGCCAGCCUGGUCCUGCCGACCAGCUCCACCUCCCGCCCCGUAGGCCCCGCCUCACCUCCAAGCCCCGCCUCCAGCCCCGUGGGCCCUGCCUCUGGCCUCCAUAGCACCUUGAGACUCUUUCCUAGCGUCUCCGUGGCGCCCUCAUCCGACAGCUCCUGUGAGAGGAGCGUCUACAAACUUCACCAAACUGCUCCUGUUUGGGCCCCUGAGAGCCCACCUGUCCCCCAGGUCCCUACUGGGGAGGCCAGGCUGGAAGCCCGGUUCCUGGAGAAUGUAGCAGCAGCAGAAACAGAAAAGCAGGCUGCGCUGGCCCAGGGCCGGGCAGAAACAUUGGCCGGUGCCAUGCCGGAUGAUAUGGACGGGUGUCCAGACACCCGAGAAUCAAGGUACUCUCAGGAACCCACCCCUGCACCCAGGACACCCCAGAGUGCUGCCCCCCGAAUCCUGCUGUGUGCCCAGCAGAGCCUUGAGCCAGAGCCCAGGGAGCCAUUGGCCCCACCAAGCCCCAAGGCUGAGCCUGUGUGGGAGCUCCCUGCCCGUGUACCCAGGCUCUGCAUUGGGGACCUGGACUUCUCAGAUCUGGGGGAGGAUGAAGACCAGGACAUGCUGAACAUGGAGUCUGUGGAGGCGGAGAAAGGGAUCCCACCCCCACCACCCCCACCACCCCUGCUCUCUGGAAGCCUCCCACCUCCUCCACCUCCACCUCCCCCACCCCUCAAAAGUCCCUUCCCACCAACCCCACCCCCACCCCCUGCUGUCCCUGUUCCCCACUCAGCACCUGAUGGCCCUGCCCUCCCCACCAAGAGGAAGACAGUAAAACUCUUCUGGCGGGAGCUAAAGUUGGCUGGAGUCCGUGGAGGCUCUGGCAGUCGCUUUGGGCCCAGCCCCACCCUGUGGGCCUCACUAGAGCCUGUCUCAGUGGAUACAGCCCGGCUAGAACACCUGUUUGAGUCCCGAGCCAAGGACGUGUUGCCUUCCAAGAAAGCUGGUGAGGGCCGCCGUACAAUGACCACAGUGCUGGACCCCAAGCGCAGCAAUGCCAUCAACAUCGGCCUAACCACACUGCCACCUGUGCACGUGAUCAAGGCUGCCCUGCUCAACUUUGAUGAGUUUGCUGUAAGCAAGGAUGGCAUCGAGAAGCUACUGACCAUGAUGCCCACGGAGGAGGAGCGGCAGAAGAUCGAGGAGGCCCAGCUGGCCAAUCCUGACGUACCCUUGGGCCCAGCUGAGAAUUUCCUGAUGACUCUCGCCUCCAUCGGGGGCCUGGCUGCCCGCCUACAACUCUGGGCCUUCAAACUGGAUUAUGACAGCAUGGAGCGGGAAAUUGCAGAGCCACUGUUCGACCUGAAAGUGGGCAUGGAACAACUGGUGCAAAAUGCCACCUUCCGCUGCAUCCUGGCCACCCUGCUGGCUGUGGGCAACUUCCUCAAUGGCUCCCAGAGCAGCGGCUUUGAGCUGAGCUACCUGGAGAAGGUGUCAGAAGUGAAGGACACGGUGCGCCGCCAGCCCCUGCUGCACCACCUGUGCGCUCUGGUGCUGCAGGCCCGGCCCGACUCCUCCGACCUGUACUCGGAGAUCCCCGCCCUGGCCCGCUGUGCCAAGGUGGACUUUGAGCAGCUGACUGAGAACCUGGGGCAGCUGGAGCGCCGGAGCCGGGCAGCUGAAGACAGCCUGCGGAGCCUGGCCAAGCACGAUCUGGCUCCAGCCUUGCGUGCCCGCCUCACCCACUUCCUGGUGCACUGUACCCGCCGUGUUGCCAUGCUGAGGGUCGUACACCGCCGUGUCUGCAACAGGUUCCAUGCCUUCCUGCUGUACCUGGGGUACACGGCAGAGGCAGCCCGCGAGGUCCGCAUCAUGCAGUUUUGCCACACGCUGCGGGAGUUCGCACUGGAGUAUCGGACCUGCCGGGACCGGGUGCUGCAGCAGCAACAGAAGCGGGCCACAUACCGUGAGCGCAACAAGACUCGGGGACGUAUGAUCACUGAGACAGAGAAGUUCUCAGGUGUGGCUGGGGAAACCCCCAGCAAGCCGUCUGUCCCUGUGGCUGUGAGCAGUGGGCCGGGAGAAGGUGAUGCUGAUAGUCAUGCCACCAUGAAGAGUCUGCUGGCCAGCAAGCCCGAGGAUGCCACACAUGGCCGUCGCAGCAGAGGCAUGGUCCAGAGCAGCUCCCCAGUCAUGCCUACAGCAGUGGGGCCCUCCACUGUACCCCCGGAAGAACCUCCAGGCUCCAGUUUACCCAGUGACACUUCAGAUGAGAUCAUGGACCUGCUGGUGCAAUCAGUGACCAAGAGCAGCCCCCGUGCCUUAGCUGCUAGGGAACGCAAGCGUUCCCGUGGCAACCGCAAGUCUUUGAGACGGACGCUGAAGAGCGGGCUGGGAGAGGAUCUGGUACAGGCACUUGGACUGAGCAAGGGUCCUGGCCUGGAAGUGUGAAGGUGCUGCCUCCGGGACCCCUAUCUGGGCCACAGCCCACAGUGCAGGAGACUACAGUGAGGAGGCACCAAAGCAGAAUUCUGGACCUCUUCUCAACUCUAGGGCCACUCUGGGCCUGUGGCCAGUGCCGUGAGCAGUAUUAGCUGUGUGUGCCUGUGUGGAUGUGCGUGUGCAUGUGUGAGCUCCCUGGAUACAUGGAGCAUAAUAAAGUUUUCCUAGCCAA
This is a messenger RNA of Bubalus bubalis (water buffalo), 5808 nucleotides long. RefSeq names its product formin homology 2 domain containing 1 (gene FHOD1). NCBI's taxonomy places the organism in Eukaryota, Metazoa, Chordata, Mammalia, Artiodactyla, Bovidae. The transcript has 25 exons. Bases 2088 to 5585 code for a protein of 1165 amino acids. Gene Ontology annotation, molecular function: actin filament binding. Gene Ontology annotation, cellular component: cytoskeleton; cytoplasm. Gene Ontology annotation, biological process: cortical actin cytoskeleton organization; actin filament network formation. The record is from RefSeq and is a predicted model, not a curated record.